Delphinapterus leucas (beluga whale) is the source of this 3620-nucleotide messenger RNA. The record is from RefSeq and is a predicted model, not a curated record. Lineage: Eukaryota; Metazoa; Chordata; Mammalia; Artiodactyla; Monodontidae.
GGGACGGGGAGGAGAACAGAGGACCGGGGCUGAGAGCACGGGGCAGGGUCGCCCAGGGCAUGUGCAAUGCGAAGCGGUCUGGGCCGUGGAUGGUGGCUGGGAGCUGCCACUAAUUUAGGGUGGGGGAGGGUGCUGCGGGCAUGGGCUGGGACCGUGGCAGGGGUAGUGACAGGGCCUUGGGAAGAAACCACAGAGAGAAAGAAUGAAGAGCCCUCCUCAGCCCCCCUCUGGUGGACGUUCUGCCCUGGGGCUCCUAAGUUUGUGGCAGAUGGGGUGGAAGUCAUCCAGGGACGGGUGAAGAGUGGAAGGAUGCCCAGGUGAUCAGACGUCUGCAUCCUGCCAUCUGGGAGGGUGCUGUGAGCGAGCAAGUUCCAGCCCCUGAGCACACGACGGGGGCGCGCGUGCUCAUGCACCCCUCUUAGUGAGUCUUAAUCCACAUCAGUGUUUCUCCACCUUUAUUUACACCCCGCUAAGGAAAGCUUUUAGACCUGUUUUUCCUAAUCCAGCUCCCCCCAUGAGAUCUUAAUAUUAUGGAUAGACUGUAUAUGUUUAUGUACCGUGGUCCUUUAGAGAGCCACAAACCACUGUAAUAACUAAGAUUUUUCUGGACCCCACCCCAAGAACCAAUUUUCACCCCCAUUCAGAAGGCAUGGUCUACACACUUGUUUCACACGUCUGCCCAGGCCCUGUGGCCCUCACCUGUGUCUACCUCCCGUACCUUCCCGUCGCAGGUGCAAAGGUGGCAUCUGCUGCGUGUCCAUCAGCAUGUGUCUGAGUGGGUCUGUCCAUAGCCGGUCCGAGUGUCUUUGCGAGCAUGGCACGCAGGCAGGUUGGCCGGCUGACAGCCUCAAGUGGGACCAGAAGACAUUCCCAACUCAGGGAGACGGAGCUGUUGCUCACUUGCUGUACAAAAUGAUAUUCCUCACGGCGCUGCCUCUGUUUUGGAUCAUGAUUUCAGCCUCUCGCGGGGGUCACUGGGGGGCCUGGAUGCCCUCAUCCAUCUCGGCCUUCGAGGGCACGUGUGUCUCCAUCCCCUGCCGCUUCGACUUCCCCGACGAGCUACGGCCGGCCGUUGUGCACGGUGUCUGGUACUUCAAUAGCCCCUACCCGAAAAACUACCCGCCAGUGGUCUUCAAGUCACGCACCCAAGUUGUCCACGAGAGCUUCCAGGGCCGCAGCCGCCUCCUGGGGGCCCUGGGCCUGCGCAACUGCACCCUCUUGCUCAGCAACCUCAGCCCCGAGCUGGGCGGCAAGUACUACUUCCGCGGGGACCUGGGGGGCUACAACCAGUACACCUUCUCCGAGCACAGCGUCCUGGACAUCAUCAACACCCCCAACAUCAUGGUCCCCCCAGAGGUUGUGGCAGGCACAGAAGUGGAGGUCAGCUGCAUGGUGCCUGACAACUGCCCCGAGAUGCACCCGGAGCUGAGCUGGCUGGGCCACGAGGGGCUCGGGGAGCCGGCUGUGCUGGGGCGGCUCCGCGAGGACGAGGGCACCUGGGUGCAGGUGUCGCUGCUGCACUUCGUGCCCACCAGGGAGGCCAACGGCUACCGGCUGGGCUGCCAGGCCUCCUUCCCCAACACCACCCUGCAGUUCGAGGGCUACGCCAGCCUGGACGUCAAGUACCCCCCGGUGAUUGUGGAGAUGAACUCCUCGGUGGAGGCCAUCGAGGGCUCCCACGUCAGCCUGCUCUGUGGGGCCGACAGCAACCCGCCGCCGCUGCUGACCUGGAUGCGGGACGGCACGGUGCUCCGGGAGGCGGUGACCGAGAGCCUGUCCCUGGAGCUGGACGAGGUGACGCCCGCGGAGGACGGCGUCUACGCCUGCCUGGCCGAGAACGCUUAUGGCCAGGACAACCGCACCGUGGGGCUCAGCGUCAUGUAUGCACCCUGGAAGCCGACGGUGAACGGGACAGUGGUGGCCGUGGAGGGGGAGACAGUCUCCAUCUUGUGCUCCACACAGAGCAACCCGGAUCCUAUUCUUACCAUCUUCAAGGAGAAGCAGAUUCUGGCCACCGUCAUCUAUGAGAGCGAGCUGCAGCUGGAGCUGCCUGCCAUCAUGCCUGAGGAUGAUGGAGAGUACUGGUGCGUGGCCGAGAACCGGUACGGUCAGAGGGCCACCGCCUUCAACCUAUCCGUGGAGUUUGCCCCCGUGAUCCUCCUGGAGUCCCACUGUGCGGCGGCCCGUGACACGGUGCAGUGCCUGUGCGUGGUAAAAGCCAACCCAGAGCCGUCCGUGGCCUUCGAGCUGCCCUCGCGUAACGUGACCGUGAACGAGACGGAGCGCGAGUUCGUGUACUCGGAGCGCAGCGGCCUCCUGCUGACCAGCAUCCUCACGCUGCGGGGCCAGGCCCAGGCCCCGCCCCGGGUCAUCUGCUCCUCCCACAACCUCUAUGGCACCAAGAGCCUGGAGCUGCCCUUCCAGGGAGCCCAUCGCCUGAUGUGGGCCAAGAUCGGGCCCGUGGGAGCGGUGGUUGCUUUUGCCAUCCUAAUUGCCGUCGUCUGCUACAUCACCCAGACGCGCAGAAAAAAGAACGUGACAGAGAGCGCCAGCUUCCCAGCGGGGGACGACCCCCCCGUCCUGUUCAGCAGUGACUUCCGCAUCUCUGGGGUGCCGGAGAAAUAUGAGGUGAGGCCAGAACCCUGUGGGGCCAGGCUAGCUGGAGAUCCUGUGUGCCAGGGACCCCGAGGGCCUGGAGGGGGCCCGGGAGACCCAGGGGCAGAGGGGGAGCUGGCCCCGCAGAAGGGAGGGAGGGGUCGUGCGGAGGGCUGGCUUGGCCCUGGGCUGGGAAGGGGUGCUCAGGCUGAGGCCUGGCGGGGGGCUGUGGAGCUCAGGGCCCAAGAGAAGCCCUCAUCCACCCCACCUGCGUCUAUGACUGCAUUUCCUUCUCCAAUAGUCCAGAGAGCUCUCUACCCUGGAAUGAGCACCCCAGGAGGUAGGUUCCGGGGGCCUCAGUGUGCCCACCUCUGGGCCCUUGUUGGGCCCUGGGGUUGGCGUGCAUGUGUGUGCGUCCCCGUCAGGCGUCCAGGUUGGUCCCCACUUCAGUCUGGCUCUGCCCAGCACUCCUGGCCUUGUCUAUUCUGUCCCAUUGCUGCUCCCCUCUGUAUGUCUGUGGCCACUGUCCUGUGUGUGUGUGUGUGUGUGUGUGUGUGUGUGUGUCCAAAGGUGGGGGGUAGGGAUGGAAAGCGUGACAGGGAAGCCAAAGUUGCACCUGCAGGAUCUCCCAGGUUGAGGAGGGGGACCACACCAGACCCAAACAUACUGAGUCAGGCAUUUACAAAAAUCGGGGAAGGUGGGCACCCGACCAGGUGGCUUUAAUCUAAGAGCAUGUUAUGGACUGAAUUGAGUGCCCCCCCCCCAAAAUUCCUAUGUUGAAGAAGGCUUCCUGGAAACGUUGAAUUUGUGGGCGACUUUCAGGCUUGGCAGCGAGGAGGUUGUUUUGCGUAGCGGGGAUCGGCACAGGCAAGAGCUCCAGAGGGGGACUGGGGACCGUGGGGCUGGCUGAGCUGGCGGUCCUUAAGGAAGGAGGCUCACACAGGACUCAGCUCUGGGAGGUGCAAGCGACUCCAGCCUUUGCAUCUGUCAAGGGUGGAACAGGACCUUCUAAUGAGUUGGUUCCC